AUGGCCAGGUCCUAUAUGUUUGAUAGUAAAACAACAGAGAAUAGAAGAAAGAUGAGAGAGGAGCAGCAAGUCGAACUCAGACAACAAAAGAAGGAAGAGCUUCUGAGCAAGAAGAGAAAUCUUUCUGUUUCUGCAUCUGCCAUUUCAAACUUCAUUCCAAUGAAAGAAAAGUUAUUUAGCAAUGAUUUGGAGCAAGCCCACCAAGGUGUUUAUGAGUUUAGAUCACUCCUAAGUGUCGAGGACUCUCCUCCAAUCCAGCCAGUCAUAGAUUCUGGAUGUGUGCCUAGAUUUAUAGAGCUUAUGGACAUAUCAUUUUUGACAUCGUCCGAAAUGAUGAUGGGUGGAAUUCCUGUGUCAGGGAUACAGCAGGACAUGCCUGAAUUUAGUGUUGCCAUGGAUAUAAUAAAUAAGAUUAGGGUAGAGGCUGCAUGGGUCAUAACAAAUAUCUCAUCAGGAACCACGCAGCAAACAAAGGUAGUCAUUGAUUGUGGGGCAGUUCCCCUCUUGAUCCAGAUGCUGCUGGACACAAAUGAUGCAGUUCUGGAUCAAAGCGUAUGGGCCCUAGGAAACAUAGCUGGAGAUUCUGAGGGGAUGAGAGACAUAAUACUUGAAACAGGUGCUCUUGAUACUGUUCUUGGACUACUCUUAAAGCUUCACGGGAGUGCAAUCCACAUAAAAAUCGUUAGAAAUCUCACUUGGCUUCUUUCAAAUCUCAAUAGAGGAAGAAAUCCUCCACCAAAUGAGCAGAAUAUGAGAAAAUCCUUGGAUGUUCUUUUCAAGCUGAUUAAUAUAAGAGACCCGGAAAUAGUUAGUGAUGCAUACUGGGCGCUUAGUUACAUUGUGGAUGUUAGCAUCCAAUGCAGUGAUGUUGUGCUUAGUAGUGGAACAAUGAGCAGGACAUACUCUCUUCUAGAGGCUCUUACCAAUAGGCUUGUUGGAAUAUCUUAUUCUGCAGAGGAUGCAAAAAUAUGCUUGUGCGCAAUAUCUCCAAUAAUAAGGAUGAUAGGAAACAUAGCCACUGGGUCUGAUGACCAAACAAGUGCUUUGAUUCGAAUGGGGUUCAUGAAAUUCUUUAGGCCUGUAUUUUAUAGACUGGAAAAUAAAAAGCAGCCAAGACUUCGAAAAGAAAUAUGCUGGACACUGUCAAACAUCACUGCAGGCACGGCUGACCACGCAAAAGCUGUUGUAGAUAUGGAUCUUGUCCCUCUGCUUAUUGAUUCAAUGUCAUCAUAUGAACUAUUCAUAAGGAAGGAGGCGUGCUGGGCCGUGCUAAAUCUAAUGUAUCAUUGUAAUAAUCUUCCCACCAACUCUGAUACAAAGUUUGAAUGGCUUAAGAUCCUUAUGGACAACGGUUUUAUCGAUGCCUUACAGAGCUAUUUAGAUGUGGUUCCCAAUGUUCCAGAAAUGCAAUGCCAGAUACUGGAUUGUUUCAGAUAUGCAUUGAAUGGAGGAAGGCAAUGGGAACUCAGAUACGGUAAAAACCCCAUAUACGAGAAGAUGGUCGAGGCUGAUAUAGUUGAUGCAAUAGAGGGAUUACAAGACAGUGGUGACAGAACGGUUUCAGAUAAAGCAUAUUCUAUCAUUGUUGACUUCUUUGAUGGUGUUGAUAAUUAA
Molecule: messenger RNA, 1614 nt
Organism: Encephalitozoon romaleae SJ-2008
Lineage: Eukaryota; Fungi; Microsporidia; Unikaryonidae
Product: karyopherin alpha
Exons: 1
Coding region: 1-1614 (537 amino acids)
Biological process (GO): NLS-bearing protein import into nucleus
Cellular component (GO): nucleus; cytoplasm
Molecular function (GO): protein binding; nuclear import signal receptor activity
Source: RefSeq, a predicted model, not a curated record